AAUGACUCUGGAAGUGCUCAAAGACCCACAACUGAUAUCACCCGCAAGCGUCUUUUGUUUUUUGCUGUUGCCGCUGCUGACGCUAUGGUUUACCUAUUGGCGUCUAUCACGUCGCCAUCUGUACGAAUUGGCUGAGAAAUUGCCAGGACCCAAAGGAUUACCCAUUGUUGGGCAUUUAUUCGAUGUCGUUGGACCAGCAUCAUCGGUUUUCAGAACGGUCAUACGAAAAAGUUCUGAAUUUCCCUAUGUAUGUAAAAUGUGGAUUGGUCCGAAACUGGUGGUAUUCAUCUAUGAUCCGAAAGAUGUUGAAAUACUACUCAGCAGUCAGGUCUAUAUUGACAAGGCAUCAGAAUAUAAAUUCUUUAAGCCAUGGCUUGGUGAUGGUCUGCUAAUUAGUACAGGUCAUAAAUGGCGAUCACACCGCAAGUUGAUUGCACCCACAUUCCAUUUGAACGUUCUGAAAAGUUUCAUUGAUCUAUUCAAUGAAAAUUCACGCAAUGUGGUCCGCAAACUUCAGUCGGAGGGUGGCAAAACAUUCGAUUGUCACGAUUAUAUGAGUGAGGCCACCGUAGAGAUUCUAUUGG
Musca vetustissima is the source of this 584-nucleotide messenger RNA. RefSeq names its product cytochrome P450 4g15-like. NCBI's taxonomy places the organism in Eukaryota, Metazoa, Arthropoda, Insecta, Diptera, Muscidae. The record is from RefSeq and is a predicted model, not a curated record. Gene Ontology annotation, molecular function: iron ion binding; heme binding; monooxygenase activity. The transcript has 3 exons. The annotation marks the transcript as partial.